AUGGCCCGUCAACGGGUGGCGGGUGACCCGAAACCCGUCAACCAUGGUUUUCGGGUGGUGAUGGUUAGCUCAAUGGAAGGUGCUCCUAAUGCUAUAAAUGUUGACAUUGCUUCCAAUGUCAAUGCCCCUGAAAAUGGUGUCCAAGUCCAACCUCAACCUGAACAACCUGUCCAACCUGAACCUGAACAACCUGGUAAUGUUGAGGAGCUUGAAGCUCAACCCCCUCAUACUAGUGAAAGGCUUGCUGAUAGGUUGUUUGAUUGUCUUUUGGAUUGGAACAUUGAUGAUUCGGAGGCUGCUGUGGAGGGAUUGGAUGGACUCUUCUCAACAAUGACACUCGAAGAUACAAGUGUGGAAGAGGCAGAACCUGGUGGUCCAGAACUCACCUUAAUGAGAUCACCAUUUGCCCAUGAAGACAUGAUUGGCAAUCUGCUGUGGGACCAAGUUUCAAUUGAUGAUUUCUGGUCUGCUGGUUUACAUCGAUUGGAAUGAGGGUCAGGGGUGGUCGGGUGGAUGAUUCUCAAUGAUUCAAUGUUGCUGGAACCUAGAUGGAAUGAUGCUGCGUUGUUGUUGCUUCUUGCUUGAACUAUUUCAGUCUACUGUUUUUGCCUUUUUGGACAAGAAUUAGACAUUUAGAUUUUGGGAACGUCUUUCUUUGGUUGUUUGGUUCAUUUGAUUUGAUCACAAACACGAAACAGAUGUUGUUUUUGGUUGUUGUUGCUUAGCUGCUUGGCUUGGCAAGCUUUCAGUUGUUUAUUUCAGGUCUUUUUAACAGACCAGUCAGAUUGAAUAAAGUAUCCAGU
Linum tenue is the source of this 803-nucleotide messenger RNA. NCBI's taxonomy places the organism in Eukaryota, Viridiplantae, Streptophyta, Magnoliopsida, Malpighiales, Linaceae. The record is from the annotation of a GenBank genome assembly.